GGUGACCCUGUACAUAGCAGGGGGUUGGAACUCGAUUGUGUCCUUUUCAACCCAGGCCAUUCUGUGAGUAGGUGACUUUCACAGCCCCUGCCAGAAGCACUCAGCCUCUCCACACCCAGGAGGGAGCAGCUGUACAAUAGCACAGACAUCCUCGCCGGGGCAUCCAGAGAAGCUCUUCUCUGUGCUCGGAGGUGUUUCGGGGAAUUUCAGCUGGGCUCAAACCCACGGGGUCUGUCCCCCCUGGGCAUGCCCUGUGAAGUCAGAAAAGGCAUCAUUUGGCAUUCACAACUGUGAGCUGUUAUGACAUUAGAACCUACUGUCCUACUUAGCCGGAGAGGUGUGCAGCAGUGCAGUCCUGCGAGGAUUGCAGAGCAGGCAAGUGGGGAAGAGGUGCUCGUGUCCUGAGAGGAGAGCGAGCUGUUCCCUGUGUCUGUGAGAGGAGUGAAGGUGCCAAAAUGCUGGCCCAACUGGGCAGGUGGGUGCAGCUGGACCCAGAAUGUGGGGAGGGGAAGACAGAAGCACCGUAUGCUGCCAGGCUUUCUCCAGCUGGGUGGCCCUAAAUCCCCUUCCAUGGGCACAGCCCUGCUCCUUCUCUGGGGAGAGCCAGAUGGGGCUGGGCUGCUGCUCCUGUGGCACAGCAGAGCCCUUCGCUCUCAUGUGUACCACGGGUGCUAUGGCACUGGCUGGCUCUUGCUAAAGGGCCCUGGGAAUUACAUCUCUGCUGGGCAGAGGAACAUGGUGGCAGCCGUCUGCUAAAAGGAUCCCAGAAGAUCGUGUCCCAGUGCUGGGCCUUGAUAACCACUGUCUGAUCUCUCCCUUAGCCAACACGCUGCCAAAGAGAGGGGAAGGAGGACUCCCAUCCUGCUUCUAGCAGUCCUUUCUGGUGACUGUUCCCCAGCCAAAGCCAUCCCAGCAGAGCGGGAGAGCAGGACUGUCCCACAUGGCAUGUCCCCGCUAGGUCUGGAGGAGGAAAAUGGGGCUGUGGGGCUCAGAGCAGUCUGAGCAAACUAAUGGUCUCUCCCUACUGAUGUCCCCCACAGCUGGAGCCUUCCUCUGGAUUUUGGCUUGGUGAAAUGACAUCCCGCGGGUCAGUGCCAUGGUGUGCAGCAAAGGCCAAGCUCUGCUCUUCUGCCUCUGUGGAGACAGGGAGGUUGGUCACCGGCGGGCCCUCGAGCCAGGCUGGGGGGCACCUUGGCAGUAGGAUGGGCUUCGGUGUGGAAGCAUCUUCCCAGUGCCCAGCAUGGAGCUCGGGCUGAAGGAAGCAGCGUGUGGUAAGAAGGGACCUUUGCCCAUCUGUGGCACUGGGGAGUCUGGAGGGGAUGGGAAAGCAAACAAUGAAGCAGCAGAUGCUCUGCAGCACAGGGAAGGCUUAAGAGCCUGACUUCGGGCAGAGUCCUCUGCAAACUGUUGGGAAGCAGCAGGAAAUUCUGCCAGCGGUUCCCUGGGAAGCUCCUUUGGAAGCUCUGGCCAUGCUCCUUGUGCAUCCCAUUGAAUGCCUUUCUCUUCCAGAUGGCAUCAGCAGGACCUUUUGGGAGCAUGAGCUCCUGUCUCUGGGGAACUCACUGGUUUGGCUGGAGGGGAAGAGGCAGGAGCUGAACGUGAAAACUACUCAGGUGUCAGCCAGGAAGGACCUCAUUCUCCAAUCAGUGUUUGAUGUCCUCAGAGAGAAUGGGGUCCACGGAUUGAAGAGAGAGGAAAUUCUGCAGUUGACACAGCAUGCAAUUGAGAAAGUCAUGGAAAACAGUGUCUGGAUGCCCAACUGGGCUCUGGAAACCAUAGGUGCCACUGUUGAUGCAGAGAGGACAUCCAAGAGCUGUGGUGGGAAAGGCUGGAAGAACCAUUGGCUUUCUCCACUCUUUUCCACCACAAAGCCUCCCAAGACACUCUUGCAGCACGAUAUUUCUCCUGGCAACUGCUGGGCUUUCCAAGGAUCUCGGGGCCACGUGGUCAUCCGGCUGCCGGAGAAAAUACGUCCCAUGGCGUUCACCAUCUGGCACAUCUCCAAGGCGGUCUCUCCCUCGGGGGAAGUCAGCAGUGCCCCCAAAGACUUUGCUGUCUUGGGAGUGGAUGAGGCCGAAGGUGAAACUCUCCUGGGGUUAUUUGUUUAUGACGUGUACAGAGAGAUCGCCCAGGCCUUCCACGUGCAGGUAUGGCAAGUGCAUGCGGCAGGCUGCCAGGGAGGAAGGCCGGGCUGCCUGCUAGUCCUGGGACAAAAGGGUUUGCCUGAUCAGCCGGGCCUUCCUCUGCUCUCCAACGUGGCCGACUCCUGCGGGGCAGACAGACAAGGUAGCCGUCCCACCUUUGGUAGCAAUUCUUCCUGCUAGAGCAGAGAGAGCAGCAGCGGGAAGGCAGUGCAGGAGGGAAACUGUCCGACCCCUGCGGGUGUGGAGGGACGAUUGCUGGUGGGAGGGAGGAGUGCAGCUGCCUUCCCCCAUCAGCAGCGCCAUCCUGGCAUCCCACGGCAGCCCAAGGAACGGAGCAGAGCAAGCCACGGUUCGGCAGCUGGCAAAGGGAGCUGUGCAGAUGUGCCGUGGCUCUUCCCAUGUGCAUCAUGAAGCCUCUCCUAUUUGUGUUGUCAGGAGGAGCCCUGCAAAGCCUUCGGCCGUGUCAAAUUGGAGGUGCGGAGCAACUGGAGAAACGCAGAACAUACCUGCGUGUACUGAGUGGAA
Messenger RNA from Phasianus colchicus (ring-necked pheasant), 2669 nucleotides. NCBI's taxonomy places the organism in Eukaryota, Metazoa, Chordata, Aves, Galliformes, Phasianidae. The record is from RefSeq and is a predicted model, not a curated record.